Molecule: messenger RNA, 1195 nt
Organism: Penicillium brasilianum
Lineage: Eukaryota; Fungi; Ascomycota; Eurotiomycetes; Eurotiales; Aspergillaceae
Source: the annotation of a GenBank genome assembly
AUGACCGUGACUGAUCAACGUCACGGGCUUUUUACAUUCGUGGGUCGAGCUCGAGGCUGCUUGCUAGUCUCUGACUUGUCUUCCUCAAGCCACAAUGUCUUUGACACUCAAGCUUUCUUCCCUUGCGAUUCGCACUCUUUCCAAGCCCAUUGCCAACCAAAUCAAGGCUCAGGCUCGCGAACAUGAGCGCUUCCGAAAUAUUUGUGUUUCCAUGGCACAGGCCCUCCACCGAUUCGAUAUGCGCCUUCGCUUAGGAUCCAUUCGCAAUGAUACCGCAAUCCGCAAACAAGCCGAGGCCGCGGCCGAAGCUAAGAAACACGUCCCCACAUCGCCAACAGUCAAAACCGAGGCCGCAACAAAGGCGGAGGAGGAAGCUCUUACAAAAGCCAAAGCUGCAGCGGAGGAAGCGGCAAAGCCCCACCAUUACCGAAUCAGACCCCUGUCCGAAUCGAAAGCUAUUGAGUCCGGCGCCAACUUCAUCAGUGAAUCCUUCCUUUUCCUUGUCGCAGGCGGCUUGAUUGUGUUUGAGUCAUGGCGCUCGCGUCGCAAGGAGAGCAAUCGCAGAGAGGGCGUUGAGGAUCGACUGGCUGAGCUUGAACAAUCAGAGAAAAUGGCCCGGGAAUCUUUGGUAGCUUUGGAGAAGGAACUGCUGGCGCUCAAAGCUAAGCAUGGAGAACUACCCAAGCCGUCACACCGCAUCUUGCCUCGCCAAGUAUGGGAGGUUGCCCCAGAGGUAGAGGAGCCUGAAGCUCCAGAGACAUGGUGGACACGCAUCACAUCCUACAUACCUUUCAGCCAAGGAUCUCAAAGCUCUACCGUGGCCGCUCCUGCAGAGCCAAUGCCAGAAACACAGGACACGAAACGUGCUACCGACAAACCAGCCACGCCAGUGCAAAUCGUUACAUUGAAUGGAAAAUCCUAGGCUAAAACCUAGUGCCUAUGCUGGAUUUUUCCAAACUCACUUAAUACGUCUAGAGCGUUUUGAGCAUUGCUACUUGGCGCUUUUCUUUUCUCUUGAUUCAUCUCUUCAGCUUGGAUACCCUCCGCUCUCCAUCGUCGCCUGGCGCCUUAUACAUAGACAUCUGUCCAUAAGCAGGUUUAUAUAAUUUCAAAUUCAUCCCUUGAACCAUGAUUCUCAGCACUUAUCCUGCAGUACGCAAUGGUGUGGGACCGACUGUAGUUUGGGUUCUUACAA